AUGACAAAGUGUAGCGAAUGUUUAGUCAUAGGACACCGAGGCUUCAAAGCCAAAUACACCGAAAACACAAUUCAUGGUUUUGAAAAAUGUUUUGAAACGGGAGCCACUAUGUUCGAAACCGAUGUCUGGACCACUAAGGAUGAUGUUUUGGUGAUUUCACAUGACGUUAACACUAAUCGUAUCUUUUGUGAUGAGAAUGGGAACGAAACGAACUACAACAUUCCCGAGAGCUACUAUGACGAGAUUAAAGACCUCCGAACGAUCGAGUCUGGCGAGCGCAUGCUCACGUUUAAGGGUCUAUUACGUUGGUUUCUCGAAUAUGUUCAAAGCCAUGGGGGCGAUCUGAUCUCCGAACACCGUAUAAUGCUUGAUAUAAAGAACGCUAAUCCUCCCCGCAUAUUGCAGCUUAUUGUGGCUGCAAUAAUCGAUGUCCAUAAUGAUUUAGCCUGGUGGUUUCUGCGCAUCCAGUUUGGCAUCUGGCAUUUGAGGUUCAUCAAGUACUUGAAUCAGGAUCCUUAUUUUCAAGAGGUCUUUGCGGGUGUUACAUCUGCACAAGAGUACAGACAUUUUGACAUUAUUCACAUCUCCAUUGAUUGGCAUGACUCAAUGACGUAUAUGGCAUACAACGAAUAUAUUGACUCCUUGCAAAAUGACAGAUUCAAAUUCAAAAUCACCGCCAUUUCGUUGAUAUAUAUCACCACAUGGAGUACUGACUUUGUCACGAAAUUUAUGCCCAUUCUAAAGAAAGAAGAUCUCAAGUUGUACUCGUGGACAGUGAACACGCUUGCCCAACUUGAGUAUUUCUCUCGCAUUGCCAAAUCAUUUCAAGUUAGGGAGUAUGGUAUUAUAACUGAUCUGCCUGACAAAAUGAUAGACUACCUCGAGGAUGUCGAACACGAAAUUGCAAAGGAAAGCGCGGAAACCAAACCACUUAUUGAUCCUAAGCAACCAAAUCUUCCUUUUAAAUUCAAAUUCUCUCACUUUUUGUUUCGCGGGUUUUUAAUGUGGAUAGGCUUCAAGGGUAUGGAAUGUUCUCAAAAGAACUUUGAAUCGACUGUGGAUCCAACUCAGCUCAUGAUUAUGCCUCGCAAGUGGUUUAUGAAAUUCUUUGCUUAUUUACAGCAUCGCGGUAUUUUUUGA
Molecule: messenger RNA, 1140 nt
Organism: Clavispora lusitaniae ATCC 42720
Lineage: Eukaryota; Fungi; Ascomycota; Pichiomycetes; Serinales; Metschnikowiaceae
Product: phosphatidylglycerol phospholipase
Biological process (GO): glycerophospholipid catabolic process
Molecular function (GO): phosphatidylglycerol phospholipase C activity
Source: RefSeq, a predicted model, not a curated record